UAUCGAUUGAGUUUCCCCAUCUCUUUUUGAUUAAAAUGGAAAACGAAGGAACCAACGAUGCACUCGAUGCAGCAAAAAGUUUGGAUUUACUUGACAAAAUGAAAGGUAUCGACAGACGUGCUACAGAGGAAGAAUUCCAAAACUUUAUGCAUCGUGUCACUGAAGUAGAAAAAAUUGUAAAACAAAUUACUUCGUCGGAUGAGCAAGAGCAGAAAACGGGUAUGUUAUUAGCCGACGAAAUCUUGAAUAAAAAUGUCAAGACUGAAAUCUCUGAGAUUGGUGAGCUAAAAGUGAAAUCUAGCAGAACUAUCAUUAAUAAAUACAAAGAAGAAAAAAAAACUGAUCCCGGUCAAAUGUCUCAAGAAGCUUUUAUGCGAGGUGUCGAGGAAGAUGUGAAAAAGCGCGCCGCGAAUCGCAAAAUUUGCAACGAAAGAGCUGAAACUUAUAAAAGAAUCGGCAACAGUGCCUUCAAAGAUGGAAAUUAUGAAAAAGCCGUAACAUAUUUCACAAAAGCAGUAGAACAGCGCAAAGAUUCUUCCGUCUUGUGGAAUAAUCGAGCUUUAUGCUACAUGAAACUCAAGCUUUACGAAAAAGCUUUGGAAGAUUGCGAAUGGGCUCUCAAGUGCAAUCGAGCCAACAUUAAAGCUCUUCUCAACAGCGCCAAAUGUCAAAAGCUUCUGGGUGAUAACGUCAAGUGUCAAGAGUUCAUCGAGCUUGCUAGAGAGAAAAAUCCGCAUCUUAAAAAUUACAUCGCAGAUUUUGAAAAAAAUUUAGUACAUUCUAGUGAAGAAAAUAUUGGAACUGGGUCAGGAGAAAAUUCGAUUGACUAA
Trichogramma pretiosum is the source of this 830-nucleotide messenger RNA. Its product is annotated as tetratricopeptide repeat protein 12-like. The record is from RefSeq and is a predicted model, not a curated record. The coding region runs from base 36 to 830 and encodes 264 amino acids. NCBI's taxonomy places the organism in Eukaryota, Metazoa, Arthropoda, Insecta, Hymenoptera, Trichogrammatidae. The transcript is spliced from 4 exons. Gene Ontology annotation, molecular function: protein binding.